This is a messenger RNA of Annulohypoxylon truncatum, 742 nucleotides long. RefSeq lists its product as uncharacterized. The record is from RefSeq and is a predicted model, not a curated record. NCBI's taxonomy places the organism in Eukaryota, Fungi, Ascomycota, Sordariomycetes, Xylariales, Hypoxylaceae. The transcript is spliced from 2 exons. Bases 170 to 517 code for a protein of 115 amino acids.
GUAGCAUUGAUAGUGUGAAUUGAAUAGCUAUAUUGCAUGUUCCUUAUGCUCUGAUAUCUACUAUUUAUCUCCUUUUUUACCUACCUAUUAUCGCUCAGCCAUCCAGACAUUCCACCCUCACUCCUAACUCACCGAAUCCCUAGACGGAAAAUAAAUACAAUAAACCAACAUGGAAUGGGCAAAGCAGAAGUACAACGAGCAAUACGAGGUCUGGAUGCCCUGGAUCGAAGACUGCUUCUUAAAGUACUUCACCAAAGACAACAAGGCUAGCUAUUCGACAAAAGAGCAACUAGACAAGGCGAAGGUGACCGGCAUAGAUCAAGUCGACACUCUCCAAGACGGGGUCCACAACGUAGCCGCCGGGCAAGUGGGGCAGGGCGGCCUACUACAGCCGGUCGGUGAUCUCGUCUCGAAUGAAGGUAUCAACCGAGCCGAACGUCAAGGAAAGGACGACCAGGGCGGAUAUCUACCCUCUUCUGUACCCGGAAUUCCCGGACUUUCCGGAUUGAUGAAGUAGGAUAAUACUCCUUUAUCACGAAAGUUUUUCGACGGGGCAACACAACACGUACCAAGCAUCAAUGACAUAUGGCACGGUAUACGGGGAGUCAAUAACGACCACUAAGAGAAUGAUUAGUAAUACUCAAUUGAUUGAAGGAUUGAACCGUUGGGAUAUGAGAGGGAGUUCCAUUGACGUGUCACUUCGCUGCUUGAAUUUAUACUCUUUUAGUAUGAUUUAACUUUG